AUGACAGCCCUCUCUCAGAUCGAGCGCCCUUCUAUCGACCGCCUGUCUUCUGCUUCUUGCAGAACCGGGGACUUCUUCAAGAGCCACGUGGACACCCCGCGCCGCGAAGACAUGUUUGGCUCGCUGGUGGUGUGCCUGCCGUUUGAGCACGAAGGGGGGGAGCUGCACAUCCGCCACGGCAGCGUGACGUCAGUCAUUGACUGGAGCAGCAAGUCGGGAAGCGCCAUCCAGUGGGUCGCGCUCUACUCCGACUGUGAACACGAAGUCAAAGAGGUGACGCGCAACUAUCGCGUCACGCUGACGUACAAUCUCUACGCGGACAUCAAUUCCCCCAAACCCGAGAGGCCGUUUGGAACAUCGUCGGAUGUGCGCCACGUGCCCCUGUACCAGACACUCGUAGAUGCGCUCGGCCAGCAGAGCUUUAUGUACGACGGUGGCCGGCUCGGCUUCAUGUGCCAGCACCGCUACCCGCAUACGAGCCACGCCUUUGCCGAGCGCCCCGCGCCGCUCCUGAAGGGCGCGGACGCCGUCCUGUUUGCGGUCGCGAAGGCGCUCGGUUUGCACGUCCGAUUCGUACACCUGUACAAGCUGGAGGCCGGGUCGAACGAAGAGGAAGACAAGAUGGCACCCCUCUCAGUUUCCGGACCGGAUUUUGACGAUCAUGACGUGCCAAGAAAGGAAGUCGUCCGAGCUGAUGAUCCGCACUUCCAAGCGGACGGCUUCAAACCCGUCAGCGAGAUGAGCGGGGCGGUGACGCGGGAGCGGUUCACCCAAGGACACGUUGGCCCGAGUUACGACGACCGUGCUCUGGUAGACGUCCUGACGCCACUGACCGGAGUCAACUACGUUGAGAGCUGGACGAAUCUGUGCAAGACGAGCGAGUUCAGAAGGUGCUUUACUUCGAUGGAAAUGGAGCGCCAGAAGGACAUCCACUGGUGUAUUGGCGACACCCGAUUCUGGGACGUUGGCAGAUUUACGCCGGCAUAUGGAAACGAGUGCUGUGUCAACUACUUCUACUGCGCGGCGGCCAUGCUUGUUUCCGUUCCCAAGUGGGGCCAGGAUCGCCAACAGGCCUUUGAGAGGUUCCGAUGA
Molecule: messenger RNA, 1092 nt
Organism: Klebsormidium nitens
Lineage: Eukaryota; Viridiplantae; Streptophyta; Klebsormidiophyceae; Klebsormidiales; Klebsormidiaceae
Source: the annotation of a GenBank genome assembly